AUCACGUCGUUACGUAUUCAAAUAAGACACUUGGCUUCCUGAGUGAUAGCAUCAUGGAUAUUGCAUCCAAAUCCAAGCGUCUUUUGAACAACUGCCCGGUUGUUACUGGUUUUUGGAACUCGAUAAAUCGAAUAAACAUCUAACCAGAAGAUAUGAGAGCGGGUCUGUCCUGAGUGAAGAUGAGGCGUCUGAGCAGAAGGAAAGCCCUGAGUCUGGUGAAGGAGCUGGACGCCUUCCCCAAAGUGUCAGACAGCUAUGUGGAGACUUCCGCUUCCGGAGGGACAGUUUCACUCAUCGCUUUCAGCACCAUGGCUCUUCUGUCCCUCCUGGAGUUCUUUGUUUACCAAGAUACUUGGAUGAAAUAUGAAUAUGAAGUUGACAAGGAUUUUUCAAGUAAGUUACGAAUAAACGUCGACAUCACGGUUGCCAUGAAAUGCCACCAUGUGGGAGCAGAUAUCCUGGAUUUGGCUGAAACUAUGAUCACAUCUGGUGGACUGCAGUACGAGCCCGUUGUCUUUGAACUCACCCCAAAACAGAGAGAGUGGCAGAGCUCUUUGCAUCUCAUCCAAAACAGGCUGAGAGAAGAACACGCUUUACAGGAAGUUCUAUACAAAAGUCUACUUAAAGGAGCUCCAACAGCUCUGCCUCCUCGGGAGGAUGUCUAUAUACAGCCCCCCGACGCUUGCAGGAUACACGGAGAUCUGUACGUCAACAAAGUGGCGGGAAACCUGCACAUCACUGUGGGAAAGCCGAUCCACCAUCCUCAGGGCCAUGCGCACAUUGCGGCGUUUGUGAGCCACGAGUCGUACAACUUCUCCCAUCGAAUAGAUCGUCUAUGUUUUGGCGAGGAGAUACCCGGCAUCAUCAAUCCUCUGGACGGCACAGAGAAAAUCACCUACAACAAUAACCAGAUGUACCAGUACUUCAUUACAGUGGUGCCCACAAGAUUGAAUACGUAUCAGAUUUCUGCGGACACGCAUCAGUUCUCUGUCACAGAGCGGGAGAGGGUGAUAAACCAUACAGCAGGCAGUCACGGCGUUUCCGGCAUCUUUUUCAAAUACGACACCAGCUCUCUGAUGGUGACGGUCAGCGAGCAGCACAUGCCGCUCUGGCAGUUCCUGGUGCGACUGUGCGGCAUCAUCGGAGGCAUUUACUCCACCACAGGCAUGCUUCACAGCCUCGUCGGCUUCUGCUUUGACAUCGUCUGCUGUCGCUUCAAUCUGGGAGUCUACAGGCGGCGAGAGGAUGGGAUGCUCCACAACCAGAUGAACAAUCUGAGCAACCAUCAGGCUCCUCUGCUGGCUCCCAACGCUCUUCACGAGUGACCAAGGUUUUCACGUUCUUUGAAGCGCACUGGAGAAAUAUCUACUUGCUGUCAUUUUGACAUAAAAAAAUGUUUGGAGCCUUUAAUUUAUGUUAAAAAUUAAACAAAAAUUCAAAAAAAAAUAUGCAUAUUGCACUUAAGGUCAAUGUUAUUUCAUUAUUACCAGACAAACUUGAGUUUUGUCAGAACAGGUAUCCCAGCAGGUCAAACAAUUUGCAGACACAGAAAGUUUCUCAAUGAUUCAAAAGAUUUGUCCACUUUUUGUUCAGAAAAAAAUAUUUUCUUAGGGUUUUAUCAUCUAAUUUAUGUUAAAAUUAAACAAAAUUGAAAAAAUAAGUGUUUUUAAGCUAAAACUAACAGAAAAUGAGAUUUUGUAUAAAACAAAAGGAUGUUAAUUUGAUUAAUAUGUAUUUUUUACAUUUCUAAAGCCACAAAUGAAACACUGCACGGCAGUUGCACUUUUUAAGUCCUUUUUAUUUCAUUUAUGUCAGACAGACUUGAAGAGUUUUGUCAGAACAGGGAUCACAGCUGGUCAAACAAUUUGCAGACGACACCAGAAAGAUUCUCGAUGUCCCCCAUCGCCGCCACCCCGUGAAAACGGCGCUUUGUGAUCAGACACACAAGAGCGAAACUCCACACAGAUGAUGGCGUUAAAAUAGCCCUGUAGCUUUUUGAGGACAACCUGACAAGAACAGCUUCAUUCAGGUCUCCUUUGAACACCAGACGUUAGCUUUGCAUAAACAUUAAGUUUUUGUCCCUCAUUUUCUUCCCAUAAAAAGGCUCAUUAUUAUUAUUCCAGCAAGCCUUUCAAUACUGCACAGCUUUCCUCAAUUCUUUCCCUAAAAAAAAAAAAAAAUUAAUAACACUCUUUGUAGACUGAGGGAAGCUCUGUGGUCCUGUGUGAUACACAAGCAAAGAUCAACAGUCGCUCACAUGUUUUUGGUUGUCUAAGAAUAAUUUAUCUAUUUACAGAACUGGGAUAAUUUGUGUAAGAAUCCUUUACCCUUGUAAAAUAUUUUUGUUUAAAAAAAAAAAAAUCUUCAUUCUGUAAGGUGUGGCGUCCCACAUGGCUCUUUAUUUGGUCCACUAGUUUUCUUGUUAAUUUGACUUUUAUAUUAAAUCAUUUUUAAACUGUA
This is a messenger RNA of Oryzias melastigma (Indian medaka), 2460 nucleotides long. RefSeq names its product endoplasmic reticulum-Golgi intermediate compartment protein 2. Lineage: Eukaryota; Metazoa; Chordata; Actinopteri; Beloniformes; Adrianichthyidae. The transcript has 14 exons. Gene Ontology annotation, cellular component: endoplasmic reticulum; COPII-coated ER to Golgi transport vesicle; membrane. The record is from RefSeq and is a predicted model, not a curated record. Bases 180 to 1325 code for a protein of 381 amino acids. Gene Ontology annotation, biological process: retrograde vesicle-mediated transport, Golgi to endoplasmic reticulum; endoplasmic reticulum to Golgi vesicle-mediated transport.